UGCCGCUCUGUGUUGGAAGCAGCAGAGCAUAGCAAUUUGUAGUCACUGUAGGUUUAUUUUACAGACAUUGGCGCUGAAAUUGAAUCGGAGCCGAGGUCUGUCUGUGCUAUCUCAGGGUCUACGAGAAUGACAGCGGCGUUUGUUAAAGGGCUGCUGCUUCUGUCUCUCACUCUGGUGGUAUGGACACUUCCGAUAGAUCGCCCCGCCGAGCCGCCUCAGGAGGAGAAGGUUGAGGAGAAUGCUGAUACCGGUCUGUACUAUGAUCGCUACUUGAGGGAGGUGAUCGAAGUGCUGGAAACAGAUCCCCACUUCCGAGAAAAACUCCAGACAGCCAACACCGAUGACAUUAAGAAUGGACGUCUCAGUAAGGAGUUGGAUUUGGUGGGCCACCACGUGCGGACUCGACUGGACGAGCUAAAGAGACAAGAAGUGUCACGCCUCAGAAUGCUGUUGAAGGCUAAAUUGGACAGCACGAAUACACAGAGUGUUCAGAUGGAUCACGCCUCCCUGUUGAGGCAGUUUGAACAUCUUGAUCCUCACAAUCAGAACACGUUUGAGGCCAAAGACUUGGAGCUGCUUAUCGCCACCGCCACUAAAGAUCUUGAGAAUUAUGAUGCAGAGCGCCAUGAGGAGUUUAAGCGAUACGAGAUGCUGAAAGAGCACGAGCGCAGGGAGUACCUGAAGAGUUUGGACCAGGAGAAGAGAGAAAAGGAGGAGAAAAGAAUUGAGGAACUCAAAGAUAAACACAGACAGCAUCCCAAAAUUAAUGCUCCGGGUAGUGUGGAUCAGUUACGCGAGGUGUGGGAAGAAACAGAUGGUUUGGAUCCGCAAGAGUUUAAUCCCAAGACUUUCUUUAAACUGCACGACACAAAUGGUGAUGGUGUGUUGGAUGAGCAAGAGCUUGAAGCCCUCUUCACUAAAGAGCUUGAGAAGGUCUACGAUCCAAAAAAUGAAGAAGAUGACAUGAUGGAGAUGGAGGAGGAGAGACUAAGGAUGCGGGAACAUGUCAUGAAAAAUGUGGAUCUCAAUCAUGACAGGCUGGUCAGUCUGGAGGAGUUUCUCAAAUCAACGGACAAGAAAGAAUUGAACAACUCAAAGGAAUGGGAGACAUUGGAUGACACGAAGCCGGUAUAUACAGAAGAGGAGCUACAACGCUUCGAGGCAGAACUGCGGGAUAAGGAGGUGGAGCUUGGCAGAAGGGCAGAGACAUUAAGACAGGAACAGGAACUUCUUUUAGAGAGAAGCAAAGCUUUGGAGGUCCAGAAAAAAGAAUAUCAACAGGCAGUGAUGGAGAUGUCACAAAAACAAAAGGAGCAACAGGACGUCAAUAGGCAACCUCCCUCAGGUCCCAAUGGAGAACUCCAGUUUCAGCAAGAGAUCCAGAAACUAGCAAGUGAAGAUGGUCCAGUGGUUAAAGUCCCCGUUGAUCAGAAUGGAGAUGUUCAGAAUAAUCUACAAGCUGAGCCACCACAGAAUCUGCCUCAACACACCUUAUAACAUACUCACACACAUGCCUUACACCUGUUUUUAACAUGAAAAGACUUUUGAUUUAGCCUUUAAUGGAUAUUGCACAUACACAACCAAACCAAACUCGACAUGAACCCAUCGGUCCAUCCUUUUCCCACUCACACAGUCGUGAAACACACACACUUGUGUUUUGCCUCAUCAUUAACUUAAUCUGCUCAUAGCCCUAAUACUGUGGCAUCAAGUAAACCAUUAGCAUGCUACUCCUAGGAAAACAGGUGAGUUUACUGAAUAGUAAAUGUGUGGUUUGGUAUGGCUGUAGUCAUUUUUUUUUCUCUGCUGAAAUUAUUUUAUCAUUGAGGUUUACUGCCUUCAUUUGCUUUAAGUUACAGAGGAGCUCUUAAAGGCGUCAACAUGUUAUUUCUAGACGACGUGUAAUAAUAUGGUUGUUUUCUGUGGUGAAGAUUAUGUUGGUGAAACCUUAUACCUCUUCUCUGAUGGGAGGUUUUCUAAUAGACUCAUGUAUGAGCACAGAUCCAUAAACCAAAUAUAGAUACCACAAUGUGCAAUAAAUUCACUUACAUUUUUUCAUGUAGGCUUAUAUAAAAUCCCAAUUUUAUGACA
Messenger RNA from Triplophysa dalaica, 2088 nucleotides. It is a transcript of the gene nucb1, whose product is annotated as nucleobindin 1. Gene Ontology annotation, molecular function: calcium ion binding. The transcript has 13 exons. NCBI's taxonomy places the organism in Eukaryota, Metazoa, Chordata, Actinopteri, Cypriniformes, Nemacheilidae. The coding region runs from base 127 to 1497 and encodes 456 amino acids. Gene Ontology annotation, cellular component: endoplasmic reticulum-Golgi intermediate compartment; extracellular exosome. The record is from RefSeq and is a predicted model, not a curated record.